Branchiostoma belcheri (Belcher's lancelet) is the source of this 3857-nucleotide messenger RNA. RefSeq names its product nyctalopin-like. NCBI's taxonomy places the organism in Eukaryota, Metazoa, Chordata, Leptocardii, Amphioxiformes, Branchiostomatidae. Bases 448 to 2661 code for a protein of 737 amino acids. The record is from RefSeq and is a predicted model, not a curated record. The transcript has 4 exons. Gene Ontology annotation, molecular function: protein binding.
GUGUUUUUGAUUCAGGCAGUGACAGGAGCAGCCUCCCAGUAAACCAGGUCAGCAGUCUGGGAACUCAGUUUCAGCAGUCUGGGCCCACAGUUAGACAUCAGCAGUCUGGCUCUACAGUUAGACAUCAGGUCCGCUUUCUCCACACGGAUUUACCGCGGCUCUAGUCUUCCACUCACAAAUACAGUUUCCCUUCUCCAGAGCCCAGCAACGGAUCAGCCCAGAGUCUAACUGUGGAGUUGUGGAGUCUGACUGCCCGAUCCAGAGCAGAGUCUAGCUGUGCCUGAGUCCGCCUAGCAGUGCUAACUGUACCUAGCAGAGUCUACAUGAGCCUAGCAGAGUCUAGCUGUGCCUAGCAGAGUCUACAUGAUAUCAGCCUGUGCCCAAGUCAGGACCAGAGUAUCAGAGUCUAACUCUAGCUGUGCCAGAUUAAAUGGCAGACAUUGAAGCAUGAACUUGCUGCAAACCCGGGCCGAAGUGUCCCCACCUGCUACCACGAUGCUGUUCCAGGCCGUGCUGUGUUUCCUUGCUGGGCUGCUGAAUCUCCAGACAGUUUCAGGGGAGGCCUGCCCCCCUCCCUGCACCUGCUACCUCCAGACUUACCCCGUCCGAGCCAAUGCCAUGGACUGCAUCAACAUCGGGCCCGACCCCGUCCCCGCCACCCUCGCGAAUGGGACGGAGAUUCUCAAACUGUACCAUAACAACAUCUCGCACGUGCCGGCAGACUGGUUCCGGGGCAGGGGGUACGUCCGGCUGCAGAUGCUCUACCUGUCCUACAACACCAUCAGAACUGUCGCUCCCUCCGCUUUCCGCCCGCUACGGCUGCUGCAGGCGCUGUACAUCGACUAUAACGACAUCAGCGAGCUUCCCGAGGGAGCCUUCGUGGAUCUGCACUCGCCGGUACUGAGUCUGAGCCAUAACAGGCUGGAGACACUGCGGGCGGGGGUGUUCGCUGGACACAUGCAGCAACUGGACAUUUCCUACAACAACAUAGCUGAGAUCCUGGCCGGGACGUUCCAGGGCCUCUGGAGUCUGGAGGUUCUGAAGCUGGACAACAACCGACUGGAACGCAUCGAGGCACAGGCCUUCGCAGGGCUGAGCAACAUGCGGUACCUUCACCUGGCUCAUAACCAGCUCACUACCCUGGCACCGGGGACCUUCACUGGGCUGGAGAAGGUGAUGUUUAUCUGGCUCCACGACAACGUUCUGGACCGGCUUCAGGACGGGACGUUUGACGACAUCGGCUCCAACGUUGUCGACACGAUCGACUUCUCCAACAACCACAUCGCCUCCGUCGGCCCCGCGGCAUUCCGGGGUCUGCGCGUCGUGAACGACCUGAAACUGUCGGACAACAUGCUAACCUCGGUGCCGACCGCUGCGCUGUCCAGCCUCCACCUCACACACCUGUACCUGGACUAUAACCCGAUCGCUCGGAUCGGUGCCCGCGCCUUCCGCGGCCUGGAGGGGCUGCAGAUCCUCUACCUCGCCAACAUGCCCGAACUCGCCAACAUCGAGGACUCCGCCUUUGGUAACCUGCACCACCUGAAGGAGCUGUACCUGUUCGGCAACUUCCUGCUGUCCACCAUCCACCGCGACGCCUUCCUGGGGCUCUGGUCGCUGCACAAACUCUCCAUGUGGCACACGGCGCUGUCCGGGCUCGAGCCCGACGUGUUCCGGCACCUGCGGAGUCUGCGCGAGCUGCUGCUCAACGGGAACGUCCUCUCCACGCUGGACUCCAGCAUCUUUAACUGCCUGGACUCGCUGGAGGAGGUUUACCUGUACGACAACCCUCUGCGCUGCGACUGCCGCCUGCGCUGGCUCCGCGCCUGGAUGGAGACGACAAACGUCAACUUCGAGCCCGACAGCCAAUGGCUGUCCUGCUUCUUCGGCGGCAGCUACCGCCGCGUCACCAGCAUCGCGCUCGACGAGUUCCGCUGCAACCAGACGGACGUCGCCGACCAGCCGACCUGCGAACCCAUCCCGACCUUUGAACCCUUGUUGCCGAGCACGCUGGAGCCGGAGCGACCUUUCGUUGCCCCGCCGACGGCGCCGGUUCGGAGCCAGCGGCUGAACGUGACGAAGAACAGCAUCACGGUGGGCUGGAGCGGCGUUCCGGACGGGCAGUACGUCGUGCGGUUUAACGUGAUUGGCUCGCCCGACGUGCAGGUCAGCGACCUGAAGCGCGACCCCGUCUUCACGCUGGACGGUCUGGCGGCUGGGCGGGUUUACAACAUCUGCCUGGUGCUGAUUGGUCCAGACCGGGGGAACCGCGCGCUGCAGUGCACGACGGUCUCCACGGCGAAGGAGAGCUCGAACACAGGAGUGAUCAUCGGCGCGGUGCUGGGUCUGCUCAUCGCGAUGCUCCUGCUGGUCUGCAUCCUCGUCUUCUGCUGCUGCAUCCGCCGCAAGAAGCAGCAGAACUCCGGCUCCGAGCUCCCCGUGCACUUCUCCGCCGCGAACGGGGAGAUAAAACACGACGGCGUGAACAGCGCGGGGACGGAGGAGAAGAGAAAGGGCCGGGCGCGGCCGGGCGGGAGCCAUGAGGCGGAGGAACCGUCCUACACGGACAUGGCCGAGGACAACCCGCUCAUCGUCAACGGCAAGGACGACGGCAAGCUCGGAGCCGUCUCCGAAAUGUUUACUAACACACAUGCUGAGGUCUGAGGCUACGAAAUGUUCACAAACACCCAAGCUGAGGUUUGAGGGGAAACUGAAGAGUUACGUAUUAGCGACUAUCUGGGGAUUUCAAUCAAAAACUAUGAAGUACAAAAUUAAUGUUAAUGUUAAUGACUUUCCCGAGAUUUGAAGUAAAAACUGUGACAGAAAUCUGAAUGUUAUUGACUCUCUGGAGGUUUGGAUGAAAAACUGUCAACUACAGAUCUGAAAGUGGAAACUGAACCUGUAGGAUCAACACGAAUCUUGACAUGGUCUGGUCAAUGUUAACAUGAGAACUGCUGUUGCCGUGGACAGUUCUAUUGUUGCUAAAGGAGGAACAAUCAUUGCUUAGGCAAGGAAUUGUUGCCAAGUAAAGGUGCUACUGUUGUUAUGGAAGAACAAUGUUGUUACUAAGUACAGGAAAUACUGUAACUAAGGAAGGUUCUAUUGUUACUAAGGAAAGUUGUAACUGUUGCUAAGGAAAGAGGAUAUUGUAACUAAGGAAAGGUUCUAUCGUUACUAAGGAAAGUUGUUAUGUUGCUAAGAGGAUAUCGUUACUAAGGAAAGGUUCUACUUAUGCCAGGAGUUGACUCUUGGCCAGAAGAAGAAAAGUUGCCCAGAAGUAAAUAUUCAUCUGAUACGUCAAAGUCGAGGUAGUUUUAUCAAGGUCAAGGUGAAGGUUAUACAAACAGCUGGCUGAUUUUCUUUUGUUCCAUUUGUGCUAAGCUGAAUGAGUAAGCUGAAUGAUUAUUAGAUGAAAUUUCAAGCAAACUACUAAAUCUUAAAUAACCGAUGCCUUUCUAACAAUACUAAUAUAAAGUUUAAAAUGUAGGCUUCAAACAUAGUUCACAUGAUACCAUGUCUAAGUGGCUGAUAUGGCUAUAAGAUAUAAGACAAUCUGCAAUCUGUACUGAAUUCAGCCACCCUUUGAGAUUGAACUAUUGAACUACUACAUGAAUAAAUACAUGAGACAAUGACUUUGCCCCAGUGUAGCACUUCUUAUGGACAAUGGUUACAUAUUAGGUAAAUUGUGGGACACAUGUUUGCCAUGGUUUAGUCCAAACUGACAUAGAUUUUGUCUGAACAUGUCCCUCUUCCUGUAGGUUUCCCAAUCAGGUAAAUAGUAAUUGUGACCAUCAGAACAAACCUUUACACCAGGGCUACUGUAUUAAAACCUUGUGCCACUCAUCAUGGGUUAAAUUUUC